Plasmodium adleri (nom. inval.) is the source of this 6069-nucleotide messenger RNA. RefSeq names its product conserved Plasmodium protein, unknown function. The coding region runs from base 1 to 6069 and encodes 2022 amino acids. Lineage: Eukaryota; Apicomplexa; Aconoidasida; Haemosporida; Plasmodiidae. The record is from RefSeq and is a predicted model, not a curated record. The transcript has a single exon.
AUGGAUGGAAAUUAUAAAGAUGAGGAUGCGAAAAUAGGGAAUUUAGAAAAUUAUGGUGGAAAUAAUUUUUUAUUAAAUAAAAUGAAUAAUAUGGAUAGUAAAACUAGAACAGUUAAUAAUGAAAUGAAAAAUAAGGAUGAAGGAAAAUUAUGUUAUGAAAGUUCUAAUUUUUCUAAUAUAAUGUAUAAUAAUUAUAGAAAUAUAAACAAUGAUUUAAUAAAAAGUUCUGAUAAAUUUAAUAAGUAUGUUAAUUUAAAUUAUAAUAAUAUAUUUCAUAAUAAAAGUGCUGACAACCAUAGUAUUAAUCAAAAUUAUCAAGUGAAUAUUAAUAAUAUCAAUAUAAAUAAAAAUAUGAAUAAUAUUUAUAAUAAUGAAUAUAUAUAUAAUAAAAAGGGUGUUAUGAAAAAUGAUAUUAUAUGUAAUAAUAAUCGGGUAAAUAAUUGUUAUGCUGGAUUAUAUCCUAUUGUGAAUAAUUAUAAAGAAGGGGAACGUAUUGUGAAUUAUUCAAAUGUACCAGAAUAUUCUGAACAAUAUAAAGUGAAUAAUAAUUUUAGUAUUGAUUCUACUUCAUUUUCUGAAAAUAAUAAUUCUUUUAAAUGUUCUAGUAAUAGUAAAAAUAAGAAUUCAAAUACCAACUUUUUAAAUUCAGAGGAAAAUAAAACUAACCAAAAUAAUGCUAAUAAUACAAUGAGUAAUGUAUUUAAUGUGAAACCACAUGGUAAUUUAAAAGAUAAAGUUGAUAUACAUAAUGAAAAUUAUAAUAAUGAAGAAAAUACAUCGAGUAAUUCUACUGUUCCAACUAGCGAGAAUUCAUCUAAUAUUUUUACUACUGAUCAUCAUGUUAAUAACAAUGAGAUGAAUAUUAAUGAUGGUGAUCUUCUUCUUAGAAAUGUGAGUAAUGAAAAUACGAAUGACGUAGUAAAAAAAGGAAAGAAAAAAGAGAUUAAGAAUGAUAAUACAAAUAUCAACAGAGAAUGUAAUGAUAAGGAUAUUAAUAAUGUGAUGAAUAGUAAUGAAAUUAAUCAGGAUAUUACUUUAGAAACAAGUAGCAAUGAGAAAGGAAACAAUAGUGCUAAGAAAAAUAAGAAAAAGAAUAAAAAGAAAAAAAAUAUUAAUAAAAAAGAUAACAAUGAUAAUAAUGAUAAUGAUGAUAAUAUUAAUAAUAUUGAUAAUAUUGAUAAUAAUAGUAAUAAGAAUAAUAUUAUUAAUAAUAAAUGCAAGGAAAAGCAAAAUAAUAUGACGAAGAAUCCCAAUUCUGUAAAUAAUGCAUGCACAAAUUUUUGUAGUAGUAAUAUAUACGAUGUUAAUAAUGUAGGACAAAAUAAUUUAAUAAAUGAAAAAUAUGGUACAGAUAACAAACUUUUUAAUAGUACUUUUUUAAAUCAUGCUCACAGUAAAAAUAGUUAUAAUAAUAAGGACACGUUUAAUAUGAAUGAAAGAAAUAAUGUUUUAAAUUCUAAGAAAGAAAAUAAUAUUGGAAAGGUAACUAAUCGUAAUAAUGAAUAUAUAAAUAAAAAUCCUAAGAAUUGUUCGUUAUAUAAAAAUCAGGAAAUAAAUUAUAAUGAUAAUAAUAUAAAAGAUUAUGUAAACACAUUGGAUUAUAAAAAGAAUGAUUUUAAUAUAUCAUCAUAUAUGAACAAUAUUAAUAUUAGUAAUAAUAGUAUUAAUGAAAUGAAAAAAGGUUGUUCAAUUAUUGAUAAUAAUAACAUAGGUAGAAAUAAUAUUGUAAGAAAUGAAAACGAAGAUAACUAUAAAAAUUCUAAGAAUAUAAAUGUAUUACCAAAUAAUUUUCAUGAUCAUCAUAAAAUUUUAAUGAAAGACGAAAAAAAUAUAUCUGACAAUGUAAAUAGAAAUAAUUGUGAUUAUGAUAUUCAAUCCAACAUUUUAAUGGACACAAAUAUGCUUAAUAUACAAAAAACGUUAGAUUUUACUAUUCCAAAAAAUUUGAGUGACAACAUAAAAUCAUGCCCAAGUAAUAUUUCUAAUAUGAAGAAUGAUUGGUUUAAUAGUAAUAAUAAAUCCGAAGAAAUGAAUUCAAAUGAUUAUACUUUUAAUAAUAAUUAUAAGGGUAAUUUGAAUUUAUCUCGUACUCACGAAAAAGGAAAUGCUCAUGAUAUGAAGAAUAUUAAUAUACCAUUAGAAAUAUAUAAUAUGAAAAAUAAUAUUAAUACGAAACAAAAUAAUAUUGAAAUAACUAAUGAUUAUAAUUAUUAUGUGAAUAACAAUAUGAAGAGAAAUGUAAGUAAUAAAAAUACACACAUAAAAAAUAGUGGUUUGGAAAAUAUUAUGCCACAUGUAUCUUAUAAAAAUAAUGAUAAUCAUUAUCUUCAAAUGAAUAAUCAAGGAAAUAAUUUUAUAACUUCUACUAAUAAUAAAUCAUAUAACAAUUUUGUUUCCAAUAAUAAUAAUUCUAUGGUAUAUCAUCCUGUUGAUUUAAAUUUUUUAAAUAAUAGUAAUUCUUUGAAAAAUAAUUUAAGUCAUUUUAUUAACAUGAAUGCAACUCGUAAUCCAACACAUAAGAAUAAUAAUGAGAAAGAAAAAAAUUAUUUAAUGAAAGAUAGUUAUAACCAUUUUCAGGGUACUAAUGAAAAUAAUAAUGAAGAACACAUGAGGAUAAAUAAAUGUAUGGAUAAAGAAAUUUUAUUUGCUGGUCAAAAUAUGAGAGAAAAAAAUACAAUGCUUGAAGAAAAUAGUAUGAUUAUAACUAACUCUGAUAAAAGAGGAUUAAAGAAAUAUAUGAAUCAUGUGAAUGAUUUAACUUGUAAUAAUCUUAUGGAUAAUAAUUAUAUUGCUGAAAAUAAUCAUAUGAAUUAUAAGGAUAAUUCCAAUGCCUAUAUUUCUUCAAAUAAAGAUAUGUUAUAUACAAAGGAGGAUGAAAUGUCAAAAAAUAUACUUUAUAAAAAAGAAAUAUAUGAUACUAUCCAAAAGGGUCAUUAUUUUAAUGAUAAAACAAAAGAAACUGAUCAGUUGAUAAAUUAUGGUGAUAAUAUAUAUACAAAUGAUGUUAAUAAUAAUGAUGGUGGAACAACGACUACUACAGAUAAUGCUAGCGAAAAGAAUGUUAUAAAUCAUAGUAAUAUAUAUGAAUCUAAUUUGAAUAUUGAAAAUAGUGUUAACACAAAGGGUAAUAGUAACACAAAGGGUAAUAGUAACAUAAAGAGUAAUAGUAAUACAAAAAGUAAUAGCAACACAAAAAGUAGUAGCAACACAAAAAGUAGUAGCAACACAAAAAGUAGUAGCAACACAAAAAAUAAUAACAACACAAAAAGUAAUAGCAACACAAAAAAUAAUAACAACACAAAGAGUAAUAGCAACACAAAAAUUGCUAAUAAUAAUAAUAAUAGUAAUAGUAAGAAUAAGAACAAAAAUAAGGAUAAACAUAACAAAAAUAAUAAUGAGGAAAAUAAAGCGAAUUCAAAACUCCCAAACAGUAAUAAUACAUUCACUGAAAACACUGAAGGAAGUAACAUCAAUGAUAAUAAUAAUAAUCUAAUAAACAAAAGCGAAAAAGGUUCAAACAAAAAAAAACAAAAUAAGAAUGAACAAGCCAAAUUGAACAACAAUAAUAAUAAAAAGAAUGUAAAAGAAGAAGAUAAGAUUACAAAUAAGUCUAAUAAUGUGAACCCUAUUAGUUGUGAUAUUAAUUGUAGAAAGAAUGAUGAAAAAUAUGUAAAUGGUUCUAAUGGUCUUGAGAAUUCAAAUGUAUUUGAAAAUUUCAAUGAAUUUGAUUAUAAUGAAAAUCUAAACAAAAUGGUUAAUAAUGUGGUUCAUGAAGAUUAUAACGUUAAUGAUUUUAAAGAUAAUGCUGUUGAAUUUAAAAGAGAUAUAUAUACACAAAAUUGUAAUACAGAACCAUUAAAUUUGUAUGAUAUAAAAUUUGGUAAUAAUAAUUAUGAAAAUGAAAUAUUAUCUAAUGAAGGAGCUUCCAAAAAUAAAAAAUUUAUAAAAUUUCCAUCGUGUAAUUUGUUUAACAAUAAAUUGAAUGAUUUUAUAAAUAAUUCAUUUGGUGAUAAUAAUAUAUUUCCAGUUAAGGAAUAUAACACAUUUGUUAAUUAUUCACAAGCGUUUAAUAAUAAGAAAAAUGAAAAUAAAUAUUUUGCAAAUUUUGAUAAUUCUAAUGAUUUCAAUGUUUCUUGGAAUGAUGAAUUAAAUAAAAAUGUGAAUAAGAAUAUAAAUACACAUAAAAAUAAAACGUUUGAUAACGAGCAAGUUUUCAAACCUACAAAGAAUAACAUAAAUAAUAUUAAUAUUAAUAAUAAUAUUAAUAAUAUAAAUAAUAACAAUAGUAAUAAUAAUGAUGAAAGAAAUACCACACAUAAUAAUAUUAACAUGAAUCUUAAUAAGAAUAUUAAAAAAUCACAUAGUUUUAAUAAUGACAAAAGAGAUGAGUUCUAUUUGCAGAUGGAAAAUAAUAUGUUAGAUGAAAAUGAAGAAGAUUUAAAUUUACUUAGUUCAGGGGAAAGAGAAAAUAGAAUGAAUAAUUUAAUUUUAAAUUAUAAUAUUAAGAAUAAUUUAAAAAAUGAUUAUAUUUUAGGAAGUCAAGAAUAUAUAAAUGAUUUGAAAAAUGAAUUUCCUACACAUUCGAAUAGUAGAUUUAGAAUUUUUAAGGCUAACGAUGAAAGUGUUCAAAAUGUACAAAAUGGACAAAAUGGACAAAAUGGACAAAAUGGACAAAAUGGACAAAAUGUACAAAAUGGACAAAAUGGACAAAAUGGACAAAAUGUACAUAAUUUACAAAAUGUACAUAAUUUACAAAAUCUACAUAAUUUACAAAAUCUACAAAAUGUUCAGUACCCAUCUGGAAAUACUGAUACUAUACAUAGUAUCAUGUAUAGUAAUGAAAAAGGAGUAUUUAAUGCUGAUGACGAAUAUAAUGUUUAUGAGAGCAUGGAAAAGAUUGAAUCAUAUAUUGGAAAUUUAAAAAGGCUUGAGAAUGAAAAAACUAUUUAUGGUAUGAAUAACACGAACAUGAAUACGAAUGAUGAUUUUAAGACUUAUGGCAUGGACAGUAGGAAUUUUAUGGAUAAUAAUAUGAAUGAUUUAAAUAAUUUGAUGAAGAAUGGUUUAGAACAUAAUAGAAUGACUGAACAAGAAAAUAUAUACAACAGUAAUAACAUUAAUGGUACUGAGAAUAAUAUGGAUAUGAUGUUAAAUAAUGAUAAUGAAGAUUUGGUAGGGUAUUCAAAUAGAUUUAGUGGUGAAAAUAAUACAAAUGAGAAAAUAACUGAAUUACAAAAUAUUAUUAAUAGCUUGAAAUUUAAAAAUAAACAAUUAGAAAAAGAAUUAAAUGAUGUAAAAAAUAUGCAUUUAAAAAAGAAACAAUCUAUGAUAUUAAAUAGUUUAGGUAGUAAAAAUGAAGAUAUAAAUACAUAUUCUUCUUGUAAAGAUGAUAUGAACAAUUCUGAUGGUGAUGAAGAAAGUGUUGAUAAUUCGAAUAAGUAUGUACAAAAUAUUUUAAAUGAUAAAGAAAAGUAUAAUUAUGAUACAAAAAUAUCUAUACAAAAGUUUCAUUUAGCAUAUACAAAUAAUUCAAUAGGAAAAUUAAAAAUAGCAGCACAAAGAGAUAUAAGUGGUUCCUUUAUGGGUCCAAAAGGAAUACAUGUAAAAACUAUAAAAUCAUCAUUACAUAUAUCAGUAUAUAAAAGUGCCAAAGAUGUAUGGUUUCCAGGUUUUGCUGAUAGUCAUGUAUUUUUAUUAAAAGGUAAUAUAUUUGGUAUCUUAAGAGCAUGCCAAUUAUUAUAUCAUUAUGUAAAAUCUAAAAUGUCAUCAUCAAAAUGCUGUAUAUAUUUAGUUGCUCCUUUUGAAUGUGUGCAAAAAUUAUUAGCUGAUGGAUGCAAAAGAAUGGCUAUUAUUAAAGAGGAAUGUGGAGCUGAUGUACGCUUAGGAAAUUUAUAUGUACAAGUACAUGAAGGAUUCACAGAAAGGUUAAUGGAAAUAAGAGGAAAUGAAGUUAGUGUUGAUUGUGCAUUAGAGAAAUUAGUUAUUUUUAUGCAAUCCUGUUUUUCCGUGCAAUCGUAUGAUUACGAAAUGUUAAAAUAUCCUUGCCGUUCCGUCUUGAACUUGCAGUGA